This is a messenger RNA of Crotalus tigris (Tiger rattlesnake), 2770 nucleotides long. It is a transcript of the gene BMP15, whose product is annotated as bone morphogenetic protein 15. NCBI's taxonomy places the organism in Eukaryota, Metazoa, Chordata, Lepidosauria, Squamata, Viperidae. Gene Ontology annotation, molecular function: cytokine activity; growth factor activity. The transcript is spliced from 2 exons. Bases 378 to 1586 code for a protein of 402 amino acids. Gene Ontology annotation, cellular component: extracellular region. Gene Ontology annotation, biological process: BMP signaling pathway; SMAD protein signal transduction. The record is from RefSeq and is a predicted model, not a curated record.
AACCUGCAAGCAGAAGCCCCCGGCCCUUUAAGGUGGAGCGAGGCCCGCCUUUAAACGGAGCCGGCGGCGUGCUGUUUCUUACCCAACAGCACGGGGGGUGGGGGCGCGUCUGGCAGCCGGAACCGGCGCUUCCCGGCCUGCUGCGAGUCUCCGGGUGGAGGGAGCUGCCCCGGGCCUGGUGCAGCUCUCUGGGCCCGUGAAGCCGCUCCGGCUCCCCCGCCCCCUGGCCUGGCUGUGACUGCUCGGGGAACCUAACAUGGGCCUGGGGAGGUGAGGCUCACCCGCAUCCCUGCUUUUCCCCCGGGAGACGAUGCUCCCGUUGGGCUCCCCGGCUCCUGCCUUGUGACCCCGGAGCCCAGCGCCGCCGGAGGGCAACCAUGGGGGUGUUGAGGCCGUGGAGCGCUUCUCUCCUCCUGGCCCUGCUGUUCCCCCUGGCGCUACCUUUGGAAGGCGGAAGGGAGGCGCUAGAUUCAGAGGCGCCGACCGCCUUCGCCGCCUCCGGAGCCUCUUCCCUGCCGCUGAUCCAAAUGCUCCUGAGCCAGGCGCCCCCCAGAUCCUGGCUCCUCAGUCGGAGCCGGAGGCGAGUCAACGGGCAGCCCCUGCGCUACAUGCGGAACCUCUACCGGAGCGUGGCGGACCGGCAUGGCCGCCCCCGCAGGGACGGGCGCCUCUCCAGCAACACGAUCCGCCUGGUCCGACCGUCGGCCAAGGCCCGCCAGACGGAGGCAGCAGACCCCUGGUUCAUCUGGGCCCUUGAGUACCGCCUGGAAGUGCAAGCGCCAGCCCAGCACCUGAUCAGAGCUGUUGCUGUCUACGUUCAACGUCCAUCCUCACCUCGCGGCCCCCUCUGGUGCACAGUCAGCCCGCUCCCUGGUGGAAGCGCCCUGCCGCAGGUGGCAGUCAGCCCGACUCUGCUGAAGAAUGCCACCGCCACGUUGGCUGCAGACAGCUGGGUGGAGCUGGACCUCUCCUGGCAGCUCCAGCCAUGGUCCUGGGCUGCCCAGAAUAGCCACCUGCUCCGCCUGCAUCAUGCCUGCUCCUUCCUGGAGCGGGCCUGGAGCUCUCCCCGUGGGCCUGGUGGGGGGCACCCCCCCUCCCUGGAGGAUCCCUUCUUGCUGCUUUACCUCAAGGACACUUGGAGACCCUUCAGGGCUUCUGUGGGUGGGGAGCUCCCCCAGAGCUCUGCCCGUAUCCGCAGGGUGCGCCGGGCUGAGAAACUGAACCUGGACCUGCCCCGCUAUGGCCGCCGCCGCCACCCCAGGGCCAGGCCGAAUGAGUGCGCCCUCCACCCCCUCCGUGUGACCUUUCGCCAGCUGGGCUGGGACCACUGGAUCAUCGCCCCCCACUCGUACCGGCCUCAGUACUGCAAGGGAACCUGCCCGCGGGUCCUGCGCUACGGCUACAACUCUCCCAACCAUGCCAUCGUCCAGAACCUGAUCAACGAGUUUGUGGACCCAAACAUGCCUCGCCCUUCCUGCGUUCCCCACGAGUACAACUCCAUGGGCGUCCUCAUGAUUGAGCAGAAUAACAAUAUCCUGUUCAAGGUGUAUGAGGACAUGAUCGCCAAGUCCUGCACCUGCCGAUGAGCAGCCUCGUCUCUGGCAAUGAGCUCUGUGGGCUGCCUCCUUCCCUGGGCCUCAGUUCGCUCCCACCCACUGCCUCACAGAGAGAAUCCAGAUUUUAAGGCAUUUGGCAACUUUUCACUUGGAUCCAAGACCCUCCUUUCCCAGGGUCACAGAGGACUAGCACCUUGGUUGGGCUGUUUUAUGAAAGGAUUUUUAUGCACAGAUUGGCAAAUUCUCCUCCUUUUUACCAGAAAAAGUAUGCAGGUACUCCUGGAAUGAUUUCACCCUGCCAGAACGUGAUAGGGAACAGUUGAAGGAAGUAUAGCUGGCAUGGCCACGCUGAGGCAGGAAGGGCCCCUCCGGUUCCCCUCACCAGCGCUUGUCUCACGGCCUGCCUGCGCAUCUUGAUGCUGGGGGUCACUGCCCCUUUUGGCCCAGCAGGGUGGCUGUGUCCUGCAGUCCAGCCUGCAAAAAAUGGAUGUGCAGGAGCAGCAGCCACAGGUUUCUCCCUUCCAUCCAGAGGCCCUCUUCCCCCCCCCCCCCGCCAGUGUCCCCUCCCCCAGCAAGAGCUGUGUGGUCUCUGGAUUACUCAAAACCCGCUUUUCUGUUCCUGCUGCUUGAGGGGCGCUGCUCUAUGGCCAGUGCUUUGCUCUGCUGCUACUACCUCCCAUUCUGCAAAUAAAGGCACCCUCACACCCAUCUGCAACCCUGGGAGAUGUCAAGCACUGAAUUCUUUGGGGAGGGGAGAGCCCCCUGGAGGUGCUCUGCUUCCUGAGAAGGCUGUUCUGGAAGCAAAGGAGAGGGAGCUUGUCUUUUAAACCAAGGGAGAAGAGUGUUUAGGAGUGGUUGGGGGCUUAUGCAUCCUGCCCUGCCCAGGAGAGAUGGCUGGUGGGGGCUUAGUUGGCUGGGCCUUCCCUGGGAGCUGUCCCCUCGUGUCCUAGGCUUGGUGGAGUCUUGGGCGGGAGGGAGCUCCUGACUUGGUUUUGACCUUGUCAUGCACUGGACAAUGGAGCAGGCCUCCCCCUCCCCUGGCCCUCCCUGUGCUUCUGCGGCCUGUCCAUGGUUGUCUUUCUCUUCACCCUUAUUUGUUUGCACCUGUUGCCUACCUGGCCUGAAAAAACUGCCAUAACUUGGGAAAACUUUCUAUUUAUUAAAUGGUGUAUUUAAUGAAAUUAUGCAAUAAAUCUAGUUUCUGUUUUGCUAAA